Camellia sinensis is the source of this 2325-nucleotide messenger RNA. RefSeq names its product electron transporter, putative (Protein of unknown function, DUF547). Lineage: Eukaryota; Viridiplantae; Streptophyta; Magnoliopsida; Ericales; Theaceae. The record is from RefSeq and is a predicted model, not a curated record.
CACUAUUACUCACUUCAAUUCUCUCAUUUCAAAUUCUUCAUAAAAAAAAAAAAAAACCCCUCAAUAAAUCACUCACUUUAAUGCAAAACCCAUUAAGGAAUACUCAAAUUUGUGCAUUUUUAUGGGUACCCAUUUGGGCUAUCUCUCAUUAUCAUCACAUUCUGUUCCUUUGUGAUUGUUAGUUGUGUUUAAGUGUGUUGUGUAGUGGAAGAUUGUGAGAGCUUUGGAAAAUCUUGUGGAGAUUUAAAGAUAGAAGAAAGAAAGAAAAUAUAAAAUUGAUGGAUGGUUUUGCUGUAGAUGUAGAUGAAGAUGAAGAGGCUGGUGGUAGGAGAGAAAAUGGAGAUUUUGGGACAGGUUCACAUGCCCAUGCCAAAGCCAAACACUACCGCUCUAAGAGUGCUACGGACAGGAACUUGGAUAGUACCAGAGAUGGAGUUUCACAUUCAAUGCAGAACAAAUUCAUUGAAUCACAUGCAUUGCCACUUUCAGAAAGGACUUGUGGAGCACGAAGUCCUCGUCACGGAUACUCCAUCAACAUUAACACUGCUACUACAUCAAGACAUCGGGACUCGUUGGAAAAAGAUAUUGAGCAGCUGCAAUUACGUUUGCAGCAAGAGAAAUCUAUGCGGAUGAUGCUUGAAAGGGCAAUGGGUCGUGCUUCUAGUACUUUAUCUCCUGGACACAGGCAUUUUGCUGCACAGACUAAAGAACUAAUAGUGGAGAUUGAGCUUCUGGAAGAAGAGGUUGCAAAUCGUGAGCAGCAUGUUCUCUCUCUCUAUAGGAGCAUUUUUGAACAAUGUGUUAGUCGGCCUACUUCUGGGAAAAACUCUGGCAUGACUUCACCAGCCCAUACGAAGAAUGAAUCUAGGAAACACCCAAGUAUAAUUUCAAGUGCUUUUUGUUCCGCAAAGAAGUUCCCUCUUCGACCUUUCCAAGCUCUGACUUCUAUAAAUGACUCGGGGAAAAGAACUUUACCAUCGCAAUCUAGGACACGACAUGCUCCGUUGCUUACUGGCAAAUCCAACAAUCAUUUUGAGAAGACUCGGUCCAACCCCGGUAAGGUUCAAGAAAUGCUUCCAACUAUGAACAAAACUUCAGUGCUGCGAAGCCUGAAAGAUCAUCUCCACCAGUGCCCAAGCAAGUUGUCUGAGGAAAUGGUUAGGUGUAUGGCUGCUGUCUACUGCUGGCUUGGUAGUUCAGUCUCUGCAAAUCCAACAACAUUAAAACGAAGUGGUAUCAGUGAGGAUAGGGACUGGUCUUGCAAAUCCAUGGUUGAAAUAUCUUCAAUAUCAACUGAUAAGAACCACUUCUCUCGUGCAUCUUAUGCCAUUAACAACUACAGAGUUCUUGUGGAACAACUGGAAAAGGUGAAUGUGGCACAGAUGGAAACCAAUGCCAAGAUUGCAUUUUGGGUCAACACUUACAAUUCUCUCGUCAUGCAUGCAUAUUUAGCGUAUGGUAUACCCCACAGCUCUUUAAGAAGGCUAGCUUUGUUUCACAAGGCUGCUUACAACAUCAGUGGCCACAUCGUAAGUGCAAAUGCCAUAGAGCAGUCAAUAUUCUGCUUCCGUACACCUCGAGUUGGACGGUGGUUUGAGAUUGUCCUGUCAAGUGCCAUGAGGAAAAGAUCUGGAGAAGAAAGACAACGCAUCAGCUCAAAAUUUGGUCUUCGUAAUUCCCAAUCCCUUGUUUGCUUCGCUCUUUGUACUGGAGCUUUUUCUGAUCCUGCGCUUAAAGUCUACACGGCAUCAAAUGUUAAAGAUGAGCUAGAAGUAGCAAAAAGGGAGUUUCUUCAAGCAAAGGUGGUUGUCAAGAAGUCAAAGAAAGUGUUUCUGCCAAAGGUGCUUGAAAGAUUUGUGAAGGAAGCCUCUAUCGCCUCUGAUGAUCUUAUCAACUGGGUUGCUGAAAAUGUUGACAAGAAGCUUCGUGACUCAAUACUGAAAAGCAUUGAUCGUAAAACCAGUAGAAACGCAUCGCAAGUCAUAGAGUGGUUACCUUAUGAUUCAAGGUUCAGGUAUGUGUUUUCUACAGAUUUAAUGGAUAAACCAUGGCGAGCGUGACUCUCUUUAUGAAUUCUUGGAAGCAAUAUACCUUGUCACGAGUCUUCAUUGUUUCUUGGCUAAAUGAACAAGAAAAAUAAUGUCCAUAAUUCAACAUGCAAGUGAUCCCACUCCUUGUACAUUUAACUACUGUCCUUUAGAUCUUUGCCAAUUUCAGGUGUAUUGUGGUGGUUAUCUGAUCUGAAGUUACUUUUGCGCAUCUGUUGUAACUUGAAUCGAUUGACUGGUUUUAAAAAAAAAUUUUUUUUUUUUUUGGUGAUUCAAA